AUGUACUUUGCUUCAGUGCAAAGUAGUCCGUUAGGUAUGCUCGCCCAGGGAGAUUCGAGAUGCGCCAACAUGGGAGAUUCUGCUGGGAAGAAAUGGUAUAUAAUCGAAUGUCUCUCCUGCCUUCUCUUAUUUUUAUAACUUGGUUGAUCUCCAUCUCUCUUGUUAUAUCAAACUACUCAACCUCUGCUCAUGAUGGAGUGGCCUGUUAGCCGUCCCCAGCCAACGGGAAAUGGCAAUUCAAUCAAUCCAUUCUUGCUUAACCAGCACGUUUUCUCCAUCCCGAACAAUGACGCCGGCGCACAAGUAACCCUCGCCGGGCCGAAUGAUAUCGCUCAAGACAGGGGGAUGCCAAUCUUUUCAGGUGUCAAUAUCAAUUCGUCGCCCUCAAUCAAGUCACCUUGCAUUCGACACUCUGCUACAUCUGACAGUGGCCAAACACGAGUCGUUCCGCUUGAAGUGUCCACCUACUACCCACCUCCGUCCACUCCCUUCGCUCCGGCCCUACGGUACUCCAUGGAUGUGAGACCUAUGGAGGAUGUCGUCGCCAACCAACCAAACACAGCUGGGAAUACCAGUGAAGGGCACCUCUCGGAGUCUGCCCCUUCCCCUCCCUAUUUUCGGUGUAAAUGGGAGGACUGUACCAGUACCAGGCACUUUUCUCGUGUCGGCGACCUCAUCCGCCACAUCAAGUCAAUCCAUAUCGCCCCGAAUGCCUAUCCAUGCCGAGCGCAGGACUGUGGGAAAGCCUUUGGACGGCCAGAUCACCUCCAAGAGCAUACCCGACGCUGCCACCAAGUUCGUUAAGCCUUAAUUUCUUAUAAAUUUGGCGUGUGCUGUCACCUUUUGCCUUCUUAAACACUCUGUCAUCUCUCCGUGUUUACUUUCUUUUCUAUUGCUUCUUUUAUGCCAUUUCUCUCUACAUUUACCGCGUUGUAGCUCACGAGCUCAUAAUCGUGAAGAGAGUUUGUCAGUCAAAUACUGUUGAUUGAUGUUUCGGGAUGCUUGUCAAAUAAUAUCAUGUAUCUUUCGGUUAUUAUCUCCAGAUCAAGACGUGCCUUGAUAUACUUUGAAUGUUCCCAAAAAACUAGAUUAGCGGACC
Aspergillus versicolor CBS 583.65 is the source of this 1099-nucleotide messenger RNA. RefSeq lists its product as uncharacterized. The transcript has a single exon. Lineage: Eukaryota; Fungi; Ascomycota; Eurotiomycetes; Eurotiales; Aspergillaceae. The record is from RefSeq and is a predicted model, not a curated record. Gene Ontology annotation, molecular function: RNA polymerase II cis-regulatory region sequence-specific DNA binding; DNA-binding transcription factor activity, RNA polymerase II-specific. Bases 193 to 804 code for a protein of 203 amino acids. Gene Ontology annotation, biological process: regulation of transcription by RNA polymerase II. Gene Ontology annotation, cellular component: nucleus.